Messenger RNA from Trifolium pratense (red clover), 5193 nucleotides. Its product is annotated as ARF guanine-nucleotide exchange factor GNOM-like. Gene Ontology annotation, biological process: regulation of ARF protein signal transduction. Gene Ontology annotation, molecular function: guanyl-nucleotide exchange factor activity. The record is from RefSeq and is a predicted model, not a curated record. NCBI's taxonomy places the organism in Eukaryota, Viridiplantae, Streptophyta, Magnoliopsida, Fabales, Fabaceae. Bases 296 to 4708 code for a protein of 1470 amino acids. The transcript has 3 exons.
AAAAGUAAUAAUAAACUUUUUAUCGAAAAUAUCAAAAAUAAACUAAUCGUAUGUCAUUGGACUAUUGGAGUGAUGAUCACAAUAAUUAAUAAAAAAUGGAAAAAAAAACCAAAAUUCAAUGAAAAAAAAUUUGUGACAUUUUUAUCAUAAUUUGUCGUGUGUUUAGAAAAGAGUGAGAAAAAAGAACUCAUUGUUGUGAAGAUUUAGAUUUGAAGUAGCAGAAAUCACGAUUUCAAUGUAACAUACCAGCUCCGAUUUCUGACCUAACUCUCACGAUCUCGGUUUGCUUAGCAAAAUGGGAAAUGUGAAAUUGCAAAUGCAAACUGGUAUCAAUGCAAUGGAAGAGGAAGCUGGGCAGAGUGGUGCUGGAUAUCCUAGCAGGACUACUGUGGCAUGCAUGAUUAAUGCAGAAAUCGGUGCUGUUUUGGCAGUCAUGCGAAGAAAUGUUAGAUGGGGUGUUCAUUAUAUGUCAGAUGAUGAUCAAUUGGAGCACUCCCUUGUUCAGUCUUUAAAGGCAUUAAGGCGGCAAAUUUUUUCAUGGCACAGUCAGUGGCAUGUCAUAAACCCUGUCUUGUAUCUCCAGCCUUUUCUGGAUGUGAUUCAAUCAGAUGAAACUGGUGCACCAAUUACUGGUGUUGCUCUGUCGUCUGUUUACAAGAUCUUAACUCUCGAUGUAAUUGAUCAAAACACUGUCAAUAUUGGGGAUGCCAUGCACUUGGUAGUUGAUGCUGUCACAAGUUGCAGAUUCGAGGUGACCGAUCCAGGAUCCGAAGAAGUGGUAUUAAUGAAAAUAUUACAAGUUCUUCUGGCAUGUGUGAAAAGUAAAGCAUCCGUAAUGCUGAGUAACCAACAUAUUUGCACCAUAGUAAACACUUGUUUCCGUAUAGUUCAUCAAGCAGGAACCAAAAGUGAGUUGCUUCAGAGAAUAGCUCGGUACACAAUGCAUGAACUUGUUCGGUCUAUUUUCUCUCACCUUCAAGACAUAGAUGUCACAGAGCAUGCAUUGGAAAAUGGGAGCGCUGCUUUAAAAGAAGAGAUUGAUGGGCAAAAAAAUGAGCAUAAUUCUGCAAACAGUCAAUUGGAAAAUGGUAGUCUGAUUUCUGCAAGUGACAGUCAAUCUGUAUCCACAGGCGUUGCUUCCAGUACUUUGAGUGAUGUGGCAGCAAUAAUAGUGGAUGUAAACGCUGCUGCAAGCAGUGGCAAGGAGACUGAUCCGAAUGAACAGCUCAUGAAUGAACCGUAUGGAAUUCCUUGCAUGGUGGAAAUAUUUCAUUUCAUGUGUUCACUUUUGAAUGUUGUUGAGCAUAUGGGAAUGAGUCCUCGAUUAAACACAAUUGCAUUUGAUGAAGACGUUCCUCUUUUUGCCUUAACUUUGAUUAAUUCGGCCAUAGAGUUGGGAGGGUCUUCCUUUCACCGACACCCUAAGUUGUUGAGCUUAAUUCAGGAUGAAUUAUUCGGCAAUCUUAUGCAAUUUGGUUUGUCAAUGAGUCCCCUUGUACUUUCCAUGGUAAGUAGCAUUGUUUUAAAUUUGUAUCACCAUCUUCGUACAGAACUCAAGUUACAACUAGAAGCAUUUUUUUCUUGUGUAAUUUUGAGGCUUGCACAAAGCAAAUACGGGGCUUCAUAUCAACAACAGGAAGUAGCCAUGGAGGCACUUGUUGACUUCUGCAGGCAAAAAGCAUUUGUGGUGGAGAUGUAUGCUAACUUUGACUGUGACAUAACUUGCAGUAAUAUCUUUGAAGACAUUGUUAAUUUGUUGUCCAAGAGUGCAUUUCCUGUGAACAGUCCAUUAUCUACCAUGAAUAUUCUUGCUUUGGACGGUCUUAUUGCUGUCAUACAAGGAAUGGCCGAAAGGAUAGGUAACGGAUCUUUGAGUUCAGAACAUUCUAUUGUGAAUCUUGAAGAGUAUACUCCAUUCUGGCUUGAAAAGUGUGAAAAUUUCACCGAGCCAAAUAAUUGGGUUCCUUUUGUUGGUCGAAGAAAGCAAUUCAAGAAAAGAUUGAUGAUUGGAGCCGAUCAUUUUAAUCGUGAUACUAAGAAAGGUCUUCAGUUUCUCCAAGGAACACAUCUUUUGCCCGAGAAACUUGAUCCCCAAAGUGUUGCCUUCUUUUUCAGAUACACUACUGGGUUGGAUAAGAAUCUCAUUGGUGAUUACCUUGGAAACCAUGAUGAAUUCUGUGUUGAGGUUCUUCAUGAAUUUGCUAGAACAUUUGAUUUCAAUGACAUGGCAUUGGAUACAGCCCUGCGUAUUUUUUUGGAAACUUUCAGAUUGCCCGGAGAAUCACAGAAGAUCCAGAGGGUGCUUGAAGCUUUCUCAGAGAGAUAUUAUGAGCAGUCACCACAUAUCCUAGCUAACAAGGAUGCGGCUCUCUUGUUAUCAUAUUCAAUUAUAAUGCUUAAUACAGAUCAGCACAACUCACAGGUCAAAAAGAAGAUGACAGAAGAAGAUUUUGUCCGAAAUAAUAGGCGAAUAAAUGGUGGCAAUGAUCUACCCCGAGAAGUCCUGUCUGGACUAUUUCAUUCGAUUUGUAAAAAUGAGAUCCGGACAACUCCUGAGCAAGGUUCUACUUUUCCUGAAAUGACCCCAAGUCGGUGGAUAUAUCUCAUACACAAGUCAAAAAGCACAGCUCCCUUCAUUGUUUCUGAUUGCAAAGCACACCUUGAUUAUGAUAUGUUUGCCAUAUUGUCUGGUCCGACAGUUGCUGCCGUUUCUGUUGUAUUUGACAAUGCUGAAACUGAAGUGGUGUACCAAACAUGUAUGGAUGGAUUCUUAGCUGUUGCAAAGGUAUCAGCUUAUUAUCAUCUUGACAGUAUACUAGAUGAUUUGGUUGUGUCACUUUGUAAGUUUGUUACUAUUUUGGAUCCGUUAUCUCCCGAGGAGUCAAUUUUAGCCUUUGGAGAGGACAUAAAAGCAAGAAUGGCAACUGAGACUGUUUUCACCAUUGCGAAUCGGUAUGGUGAUUACAUCCGCACAGGGUGGAGGGAUAUUCUCGAUUGUAUCUUGAAAUUUCACAAGUUAGGUCUUCUUCCUUCUCAAAUGGCCAAUGAUGCAGCCGAAGAGUCAGAGCCUUCUACAGAAACAGAGAAUGGGAAACGUUAUGCUAAUUCUUUAGCUUCAUCUCAGCUUGUCUCUGUUAAUACUCCAAAGAGAUCCUCAGGAUUGAUCAGCAGGUUUAGUCAACUCUUAUAUCUUGGCGCCGAAGAGACAAAAUCAGAACCAACUGAAGAACAACUUGCUGCUCAGCAGAGUUCUCUUCAAACAAUUCAGAAGUGUCACAUUGGGAGCAUAUUUACUGAGAGUAAGUUUUUGCAAGCUGAUUCUCUAUUGCACCUUGCUAAAGCACUCAAAAGCGCAGGAGUGAAGCCUAAGAAAGGGUCUGAGGAUGAAGAUACUUCAGUUUUCUGCCUGGAGUUGCUGGUAGCAAUCACUCUGAAUAACAGAGAUAGAAUUGAACUUCUUUGGCCAGAUGUUUAUGAGCAUAUUUCCAAUAUUGUGCAAUCAACUGUGAUGCCUUGUGCACAGGUAGAGAAGGCUGUUUUUGGACUCUUAAGGAUUUGCCAUCGCUUACUUCCCUACAAAGAGAACAUUACCGAUGAGCUUUUGAAGUCACUUCAACUUGUCCUGAAGCUUGAUGCAAGGGUUGCUGAUACAUACUAUGAACAGAUUACACAGGAAGUUAGUAACCUUGUGAAGGCAAAUGCUUCUCACAUUAGAUCUCAGUUAGGAUGGCGGACGAUAACAUCACUGCUUUCCAUCACUGCUAGACACUUGGAAUCAUCCGAGGCUGGAUUUGAUGCUUUGUUUUUCAUUAUGUCAGAUGGAGCCCACAUACUUCCAGCUAAUUUUGUUCUUUGUGUAGAUGCUGCAAAGCAAUUUGCCGAGUCUCGUGUUGGACAGGUCGAGCGGUCUGUAGUGGCACUUGAUCUAUUGGCAGGGUCUGUCAAUUGUCUUGAGAAGUGGACUAAUGAUGCUAAGCAAGUAAUGGAAGAAGAGGAAGUGGCAAAGAUGUUGCAGGAUAUUGGGGACAUGUGGUUGAGGCUUGUACAGGGACUAAAAAAACUAUGUUUGGACCAAAGAGAAGAGGUUCGAAACCAUGCGUUGUUAUUGUUGCAGAAUUGCUUAACAGGAUCAGUUGGAAUUCAUAUCCCACAUGAGUUGUGGUUACAAUGUUUUGAUCAAGUGAUCUUCACCGUGCUUGAUGACCUACUUGAAAUUUCUCAGACACACUCUCCAAAGGACUACCGAAACAUGGAAGGAACACUUGUUCUUGCCGUGAAGCUCUUGUCCAAAGUUUUCCUGUUGUUACUCCAAGACUUAUCACAAUCUACAGACUUCAGCAAAUUAUGGUUGGGGGUGUUAAGUCGUUUCGAAAUAUUUAUGAAGGUGAAAAUUAGGGGAAGGAAAAGUGAGAAGUUUCAAGAGCUUGUACCUGAGCUUCUCAAGAACACUUUGCUUGUUAUGAAAGCAGGUCGUGUACUGGAACGAAGCAGUAGUAGUGGAGAUGAAAACAGUUUAUGGGAACAGACAUGGCUGCAUAUAAAUAAUAUCGCCCCAUCGUUACAAUCUGAGGUUUUCCCUGAGCAAGAUUCUAAGCAAUUGGAGCAGAAACAGACUGAACAAGUUGGAGAUAGAGGGCCUGCUGAGAAUGUUUCUGUGCCUUCAAAUGAAACAGCAGGCGAAGAUGGUACUGGUAAUGGUAUUGGUUAAUCAUAUAUAUACUUGUAGUGCUGCUCCGGCUACCUGAUUCAGUUUUGGUGCGUCCCUAUGAACCCAUAUUCUCAGUCCUUCAAUGGUUUUUUCACUUUGGAGGUUGUCUGGGUUCUCAGAAACUGAUUAUGCAGAAUGUAUACCAGAGAUGUCAUUCACAUCUUCAAUGGGAUGCUUGCUUGAUGCUGGUAAGAUUUUUGGUUGAAGAUAUGUUAUAGCUUGAGAAACAUUUAGAAUGCUUCACUUUGUAGUAUUGAUGGUCCUUAUAGUCAUAGAGAUUCUUCCAUCUCCUUGAGUUGAGUUUAGGCUUCAGCCGAUUAACUGCAAAUUUAUUCGGAGGUUUUUUCAUACUAAAUUGUACAGAACUUGAUAUUGUUAUCUCUUAGCUGUGAGAUGUGAGGUAUGAUGCAAACAACAAAUUUUUUGGAAUUGUCAUAAAUGUGUAUCUGAAUGUCCAUGGUUAUGCAUUCAUUUGAUAUACCUGA